UGAAAAUAAAUGGCCUGUCACCAUUAAAUAAAGUUACAAAAGCCAUAAUACAAUACAAAGCUUGUUUAUUCUCUGUCAAACUCCUUAAUCUAAAUCUAUUUGUUUUCUUCUUUUCCUAGGCUUCCCAGUCCAUCAGAAAACUUUUUACUGCAACUUUUUUUUCAAGCAGCAAUAAAUGAUGUAAAAACAGGAGAGAACACAGUUGCAUGGCUUUCAAACGUCAUUGAUUUCAACAGCAAUGAUUUUGAUGUAGAAAGUUACAAUUAUAGCGAUGAACUCUCAUGGAAAAAGACUGAUUUUUUGUUGGAUCUACAUUCUCAUAUUAAAGACUAUGAAACUGAAACUGAACUGAGUGUUCAGUCAAUAUUACAGCCAGUUUAUCAAUCCGCUCCUGCAGUCUGGGUUAUAGACCUAUCUAAGAGGAAGGCAUCCAUCCUCCUUGAAGUGCUGGAGUUCCAAACAAACAAAAAGCCAAUGAAGAUUAUAAGCUGCUCAGAUACAGAGAAAGAACAAUGGCAUUUUCUUCAGUGUAUGACCUAUAUUUCACAUUUGGGGAUUACUUCUGCUAUCCAAUGAUAUGCAUUUUGGCUACCAGAGAGGUGUACUACGAAGAAAUUUAACUGGCUUAGCUUGGUUUCUUGAGCCAUGAUUCAGUGUUUUGAAUACGAAUCAUGGUCAAAAUCCCAUUUCAGUUUAAAGGAAGCCAUCAAAUUCAUGGUCAAUCUCUUCACUCAAGCAGCAGAGUGUGACAGAGACACAGGAGAGAAGAAACUGCAGCUCCUCUCAUCAGUCUGCAGUUAUUCCUCUUUCCCAUUUGUUGGUGACAAAAACUGUGAAGAUUUAAAAAAGCAGAGUGAAUUCCUGCUGGAUCUGUACUCAUAUUUGAAUUAUUCUGACCAUCCAUCAUAUAAACAUGUUCUGCUGGAAUUGCAGUCAGUUUAUAAAUCAGCUCCUGCAGUCUGGGUUAUAGACCUCUCUGAGAAGAAGGCGUCCAUCCUUUCUGAAGUCCUGGAAUUCCAGACAAUGAAAAAACCAGUAAAGCUUGUUGGCUGGUCAGAUGAAGAGAAUGAACAAUGGAGCUUGCUGCAAUGUCUGCCAUAUGUUUCCAAACUAGGAUUGCUUGAAUGGCAUUUCAACUCAAAGGAAGCCAUCAAAUUCCUGGUCAGUCUCUUCAUUCAAGCAGCAGAGUGUGACACAAAGACAGGAGAGAAGAAACUACAGCUCCUCUCAUCAGUCUGCAGUUAUUCCUCUUUCCCUCUUGCUGGUGACACAAACAGUAAUGAUGAUUUUAAAAAACAGAGUGAUUUUCUACUGGAUCUGUACUCAUUUUUGAAGGAUUCUGAGUAUCCAUCAUUUAAGCAUGUUCUGUUGGCACUGCAGCCAGUUUAUCAAUCAGCUCCUGCAGUUUGGGUUAUAGACCUCUCUAAGAGGAAGGCAUCCAUCCUCCUUGAAGUGCUGGAACUCCAGACAGUGAAGAAACCAGUAAAGCUUGUUGGCUGGUCAAAUGAAAAGACUGAGAUAAGGAGUUUUCUCCAGUGUCUGGCCUACGUUUCCCAGCUGCGAUGGUCUAAAUGCCAUUUCAACUCAAACGAAGCCAUCAAAUUCAUGAUCAGUCAAGCAGCAGAGUGUGACAGAGAGACAGAAGAGAAGAAACUGCAGCUCCUCUCAUCAGUCUGCAGUUAUUCCUCUUUCCCUUUUGUUGGUAACACAAACAGUGAUGAUGAUUCAAAAAAACAGAGUGACUUUCUGCUGGAUCUGUACUCAUUUUUGAAGGAUUCUGAGUAUCCAACAUAUAAGCAUUUUCUGCUGGCAUUGCAGCCAGUUUAUCAAUCUGCUCCUGCAGUUUGGGUUAUAGACCUCUCUGAGAGGAAGGCAUCCAUCCUCCUUGAAGUGCUUAAAUUUCAGGCAGUGAAGAAACCAGUAAAGCUUGUUGGCUGGUCAGAUGAAGAGAAUGAACAAAGAAGCUUUCUGCAAUGUCUGCCAAAUGUUUCUGAACUGGGAUUUUCUCAAGACAAUCUCUCUCCUUUUCAGAGAUUGCCUGUAAGGCAUUUCAAUUCAAAGGAAGCCAUCAAGUUCAUAGUUCAUGGUCUCUUCAAUCAAGCAGCAGUGUGUGACAGAGACACAGGAGAGAAGAAACUGCAGCUCCUCUCAUCAGUCUGCAGUUAUUCCUCUUUCCCAUUUGUUGGUGACAGAAACAGUGACAAUGAUUCAAAAAAACAGAGUGAAUUUAUGCUGGAUCUGUACUCAUUUUUGAAAGAUUCUAAGAAUCCAUCAUAUAAGCAUGUUCUGCUGGCAUUGCAGCCAGUUUAUCAAUCAGCUCCUGCAGUUUGGGUUAUAGAUCUCUCUAAGAGGAAGGCAUCCAUCCUCCUCGAAGUGCUGGAACUCCAGACCGUGAAGAAACCAGUAAAGCUUGUUGGCUGGUCAAAUGAAAAGACUGUGAUAAGGAGUUUUCUCCAGUGUCUGGACUACGUUUCUCAGCUGGGAUUGCUUGAAUGGCAUUUCAAUUCAAAGGAAGCCAUCAAAUUCCUGGUCAGUCUCUUCAUUCAAGCAGCAGAGUGUGACACAAAGACAGGAGAGAAGAAACUGCAGCUCCUUUCAUCAGUCUGCAGUUAUUCCUCUUUCCCUUUUGUUGGUGACACAAACAGUGAUGAAUCAAAAAAAGAGAGUGACUUUAUGCUGGAUCUGUACUCAUUUUUGAAAGAUUCUGAGAAUCCAUCAUAUAAGCAUGUUCUGCCAGCAUUGCAGCCAGUUUAUCAAUCAGCUCCUGCAGGCUGGGUUAUCAACCUCUAUAAGAGGAAGGCGUCCAUCUUCCUUGAAGUGCUGGAAUUCCAAACAGUGAAGAAACCAGUAAAGCUUGUUGGCUGGUCACAUGCUGAGACUGAGUUAAGGAGUUUUCUCAAGUGUCUGCCCUUUGUUUCCCAGCUGGGGUUACAUUUUCCACUAGAAACAACUUCUGGGCUAAUAACUGUCCCGCUGAUAGGGGGGUUAUUUGAAAGGCAUUUCAACUCAAAGGAAGCCAUCAAAUUCAUGGUCAGUCUCUUCACUCAAGCAGCAGAGUGUGACAGAGACACAGGAGAGAAGAAACUGCAGCUCCUCUCAUCAGUCUGCAGUUAUUCCUCUUUCCCGUUUGUUGGUGACAGAAACAGUGACAAUGAUUCAAAAAAACAGAGUGACUUUAUGCUGGAUCUGUACUCACUUUUGCAGGAUUCUGAGUAUCAAUCAUUUAAGCAUGUUCUGCUGGCAUUGCAGCCAGUUUAUCAAUCAGCUCCUGCAGUUUGGGUUAUAGAUCUCUCUAACAGGAAGGCAUCCAUCCUCCUCGAAGUGCUGGAAUUCCAGACAGUGAAGAAACCAGUAAAGCUUGUUGGCUGGUCAAGUGUACAGACUGUGAUAAGGAGUUUUCUCCAGUGUCUGCCCUACAUUUCUCAGCUGGGAUUAUCUGAAGAGCAUUUCAACUCAAAGGAAGUCAUCAAAUUCCUGGUCAUUCUCUUCAUUCAAGCAGCAGAGUGUGACAGAGAAACAAGAGAGAAGAAACUGCAGCUCCUCUCAUCAGUCUGCAGUUAUUCCUCUUUCCCUUUUGUUGGUGACACAAACAGUGAUGAUGAUUCAAAAAAACAGAGUGACUUUCUGCUGGAUCUGUACUCACUUUUGCCGGAUUGUGAGUAUCCAUCAUUUAAGCAUGUUCUGCUGGCAUUGCAGCCAGUUUAUCAAUCAGCUCCUGCAGUUUGGGUUGUAGACCUCUCUAACAGGAAGGCGUCCAUCCUCAUUGAAGUCCUGGAAUUCCAGAGAGUGAAGAAACCAGUAAAGCUUGUUGGCUGGUCAGAUAAAGAGAAUGAGCUAAAGAGUUUUCUCCAGUGUUUGCCCUACGUUUCUCAGCUGGGAAUGUCUGAAAGGCAUUUCAACUCGAAGGAAGCCAUCAAAUUCCUGGUCAAUCUCUUCAUUCAAGCUGCAGAGUGUGACAAAGAGACAGGAGAGAGGAAACUGCAGCUCCUCUCAUCAGUCUGCAGUUAUUCCUCUUUCCCUUUUGUUGGUAACACAAACAGUGAUGAUGAUUCAAAAAAACAGAGUGACUUUCUGCUGGAUAUGUACUCACUUUUGCAGGAUUCUGAGUAUCAAUCAUUUAAGCAUGUUCUGCUGGCAUUGCAGCCAGUUUAUCAAUCAGCUCCUGCAGUUUGGGUUAUAGACCUCUCUAACAGGAAGGCGUCCAUCCUCAUUGAAGUCCUGGAAUUCCAGAGAGUGAAGAAACCAGUAAAGCUUGUUAGCUGGUCAGAUGAAGAGAAUGAGCUAAAAAGUUUUCUCCAGUGUUUGCCCUACGUUUCUCAGCUGGGGCCUUUCAACAACAAAUCAACAGAUAUGGCAACCUUCCUGACAGACCCAGACCACGAUUUAUGGGACCAGUCAAAGAAUCAAAAUACAGUGGAGUUCAAACCAGAUUUAAAUGAUCAUAAAGGUGAACUUUCCUACAGCUUCAGCAGUGAAUCAGAAGGCCACUUUCAGUGCAGCGCGACAGGGCUGGUGUUUCAAAUGAAGGCAGCAGGCAAGGUGGAGUACAGUCCCACUUAUUGGAAUGAGGCUGCUUUGAAAACUGCUGGUUACCAACCUGCAGGGCCCCUGUUCAACAUCAAGAAUCCUGAGAAAGCGCUUUGUUCACUGCAGCUUCCACACUGUGAAGCCGAUGUGGAAGAACGAGCGCACCUGUCUGUGGCCCAUUUCUGUAGUGGAAAUAUGCAAGUACUGAAGCCUUUUGCAGUAACAGACACUCAUGUGAAAAUCCAUGUUGAGAAUCUCUCUCCUUUUGGCAUUAUUAGAAGUAUAAUUUCAUUAAUUACAUCUCAAGUUCGUGGACAGGUGUUACUUUUCCAGCCACCUAGAAGCACACCCCAGGAGCAAAUAUAUGUAUUCCUGUUACCCUCGAAUGUGCCACUUGAUCAGGUGACCAAACAGCACACUGAGUGCAGAUACAUAAAAACCAGCUCAGACUGCACCUUGACCCGAAACCAGAAAUACAAAGUUACCUCUGACCUCAAAGGACAUCAUGAAAUCCAGCCUGAGUCCCAAGAUUUUUUCUGUAACUAUGGCCCAAACUUCCACCCAACAUUUGAGGUUUUCUUCAAUGAUGGCAUCACAGCUUUGAAAUUGGCUAUUUUGAAGAAUGGACAGCAUGAAGUGUGGGGUCGCAGAGUAUCUUUACCAACAGAAGUGACUCCAGAUGCAAACCGACUGGCAGAAAGCUACCACAUCUUAGAGAGUGCAUGGAAAGAUUGUCUAUUAGAUGUAUUGGAGGAGCUGACAGAUGAACAGAUGAAGAAUCUGAAGACACGCAUGCCACCCCCUGCAGGUCGUAAGGGCAUCCCUAAAAGCAAGCUCUGUGGGGCUGACCGCCCAGACCUGAGGAACUUGAUGGUAGAGAGUUGGGGAAUGGAGGGCUCCAUCAUGGCCAUCAAGGAGGGGUUGAGUAAAAUGCAAUGUAAUGAUUUGAUUGAGAAGCUAAAUGACUUCCUACAGAAGAAGAAAAAAUCAUCUGCAUGAAGCCUGUGCUCUUAACACAGAGUUCAGGAAAAGCCUUCUAAUUAGACUAAUUUCAGUUUCAGUUUUGUAACAGGCAUCCAAGAAAAUUCUUCUGCCUAUUAAUAUGUUUUAUUCAGUUACAUUUUUCUCAGUUUUACCAUAUCCCCCUUAGGUUCUCCUAUACUCUAGUGGGUUGAACAUAUAAGCUUUAUGUAGUAAUGUUACUGGGAAGUAUGCCACUAGGGGGAGCUAAAGUUUCUGGUAUACAGGGUGUCUGCGGCGUUUUAAAAAGUACUAAAAGGUAGUAAAUCGCAUAAGCAAAAAUUAAAGCCAUUAAAAAGUAUUAAAAGGUAUUACACACGAAUUUACGAGGUAUUAAAUUUUAGAUUUUUUUUAAACUACAAAUUGUCCAUUUGUGUUUUAAAGUUUAUCUGCUAAAUUUCUCACAAAUUAUUUUAAAUGUGGAUUAGGCUCAUUUCUUCAUUCAUAGAUGAUCUCUGUGAUGCUGACGUCAUAUUCGGUGGUCGAGUGACGUCUUAAACAGUUUGCGCGCUGAAGUACAGUACAUGUUGGCUGCUUACACUCAGAAAAGCUAAGUCAUAGUCAUCAUGGGUAAGUGCAAAUUUGCACAUAAGUGGUUAGAGGACCCAGCGUUUAAGGACUGGCUAAGGUCGGUAGCAGGAAAAUAUCGAGAGGGUUACUGAUCGGUUUGCAAAAAAAAACCAUAAAUAUCACCUGGAUGGGGGUUAGCGCUCUCUGGUCGCAUAUGCGAUGCACAA
Paramormyrops kingsleyae is the source of this 6284-nucleotide messenger RNA. RefSeq lists its product as uncharacterized. The record is from RefSeq and is a predicted model, not a curated record. NCBI's taxonomy places the organism in Eukaryota, Metazoa, Chordata, Actinopteri, Osteoglossiformes, Mormyridae. Gene Ontology annotation, biological process: regulation of apoptotic process.